GUAAAAGUGUGGAAAAAUUAUGUUAUUGCAGAUUCUUCUAGUGGUACUGACAUAGAAAUGUGAAACUCUCUUAUUGAUGGAACGCGGUACGGUGUCAAGUGCGUUUGUAGGCAACAGUGUGGCAGGGCGGGCGCGGUGAGAGCGCGGCCCGGUUGCGACCGGUCGGCCCCUCCGCGGCGCGCGCGCACACGCUGCUCUGCGCCGUCGACGUCGCGACGCUGCGCCCGUGUGCACCGCUCCGUACGAAGCUAUCGCGUUUUUUUCUGUUCACUUAACCACUAUACGUACAAAACAGUGCUAAGGACGCUCCAGAAUGUUUUUAACCAGUGCCGGACGCCUUAUGCAGUGACAAUAAGGAGGUCGAAAACUCGUUUUUGGCAGUACACAGCUCUAAUCGUGAUACGAGCCGAAAAGUGAAUCGGAGUACACAGAAAGUGCGCGGGCGCGCGUUACACGCGGAAUGGCGACGGACGUGGCAGUGGAGGACUUUGUCACCAUAGUUCCGGUCGGUGAGGGCCGACCUGUGGUCCGGGAAAAUAACUUUGUGACAGUUCUUACUGUGGGUGCUGCAGCCGGUGCCGCAGAGGUGAAAGUGCGAAGGUCGCGUGGCGAACGGCUUGGUCUAGGUUUAAAAUUCGAAGGUGGCUCUGCGGCUGCGGAAAAAGUAAGAAGACUUCUGGUACAAUCAUGCGCAGAGAAUAGUCCUGCUGCAAAUGCUAUCACACCCUGGGGUAAAUUAAUACCAGGUGAUGAAAUAUUAGCCAUUGAUGGAGUGUCGGUUUCCGAAUUAACUAGGAUAGACUGUGUGCGGCGAUUGAAGGACUCAGAUGAAUCUCUUACGCUAUUGGUGCGUCAUUUUGAGUCUGAAACACAAAAAGAAAUGACUAAUACGGAUUCCCCAGAUGCGUCUUCAAAUACAAAGCAUACGGCAGAUAUUGUAAGACCUACAACAUUACCGCCACCGGUACCACCACGUAAACUCGGUAAAAAGAAUUCAUUUAAAGACAAAUCUACACUUCAAACUGUUGGUGAACAAAAUGCUAUUAAUAGUGACGAAAAAGAUAUUAUUUUGAAUGGUCAACAUAAUGGAAUAACAACAAUCACAAAGUUAUCCCGGAAGUCUUCAUUUGAUAGUCAUCUGCAUAGACAAACAAAGGAAGGAAUAGCGUAUUUAAAGAAAGGCUCCCCUGAGGAAGUGAGACGACUAGUGCGUCGAUUAUCCGAUGGUAAAGCAAUGCCUCCAGAAGCAGAGGUUUACAUAGAUUUGUUAUCUUCAGAAUGGGAACGAUGCCUUUUGAUGGCAGAUGCCGAAUCUGAUGAUACCGGUAGUUCAAUAUCAACUGUAGUUGACCGUUUGGGCUCCAUGACUAGUUCCGUGGAAAAUAGUAUACCGUCUACACCCAUAAUGCAACCGAAAACAAUUGAUAUACAAAGAGUGUUAAAUUGCAUAGAAAAUAUUGACUCAAAUAUUUUGAAGGACAUUACUAGUAAUAAAUAUUUAGAUAGACAAGUAGAAUUAAACGAGACAGGAGGAAUAGAAAAAAGUGUGAACACAAAUGGAUUCCAAACUCGUGAAACGCCUUUAAUUAAUGAUGAAGUAACUCAGCCGCUUAAAAAAUUGCCACUUAACGAUAAAAAUAACAAUAAUACUAUUGUUCAAAAUGGCGCUACACUAGACUUGAACAGAUUAGCUCAAGUAAAGAAGUUGUCAGAAAAUAAAAUAGAGUCACAAACCGAGAAGCCUAAGCCUAUGCCUAGGAAUGCUAAACAGGAAAGAACAGUUAGCGAGAAAAAAAUUAGAACUAUACCUGCACCGGAAAUACCGCCUCCCCCGGUGCCAGAGCCAUUGUUGACUCCGACAAAGAAAACAUGUAUUGAGACUUGGCUUCAGCGUUCCGAAGCUGAAAUGAAUUGCAAAAAUAUUGAGAAAAUCGAAGAUAAUAAUAAUAUUCCAGAAGCUCUGCCUCGUCUGAUUGACUUCGUACCCAAACCUCAAUUUAAAGAGUGUAAUGAUGCCUCUUUGCCUCGGCCUACAACGGCACCCCCUCCGCCUCCGCCGGUAGCUGCAAUCCCUCCGGUUGAAACACGAGAAGAUGGUUCCGGGGCAUCUCUCGACACCAUUGGUGAAUUAGACGAGUCAAUUGACGUUACUGACAAUGUGAAACCGAUCGUGAUUGAAAACGAAACGAAAGAUCGAAAACAGGCGUACGAAAGAAACUUUUGGGAAGAUCGAGUGAACAAAAGUGAUGUUGAGGACAAAAGCCUUUCUAAUGAUGAAAGUCCUCUACCUUCAUGUCCCCGUCAGCCUCCCGAUGGAGUGGAAACACCAUCAGAUGCUAUGGAAAAAGUGCCUGAACUUCCAACCCGUCUGCCUCCGAGACUUCCAGCCGGGUGGCCUAAUUCUAGGUCACGCUACUCCUAUACAUCGCGAACUCAAGAUGCAAGAAGUGAAGCUAGCGUUAAAGAUAAAAUUGCCAUGUUUUCAAGUAGUCGUGCCACUUCUACCGACCAUCUGGACAAAUGUGGUACGCUUCCAACUCGUACUACUUCUAAUACAAGAAAAAGCACAGCUCCUUAUUCAAGCAACUAUCCUCACGUUUCUACUUUGGAUAGACGACUCACAAAGUCACAAGAUAACCUUGACGAAACACCACGUUCCUAUAAAAAACAUACGGACAGACCAGAAGUACCGGGCGCCCAUGAAAAUGCGACGUCUAUAUUAGGCAUGACAAGAAGCAAUAAAUCUCUUCAUUCAGAAAGUAAGCCUUUCUUUUAUGGAAGUACUACUACAUUACCGUCGACUGUUGAUACAUUUUCUCCACCGAUAUACCAUAUGCGAAGUAUAAGCGAUGAUUCUUCAAGUACGACUUCAACGGCGUCUACACAUAAGUCUAAUCUAGAAUACUUAAUAGAACAAAGAAAAAAAUCUAUGUCUAAAUUGAAAUGUUUAGCAAUACCUGAAGCACAAGGACCAAUCAUUGAUUUACCUGAAAUUAAAGUUCAGGAUACGUUAACAAAAUCAUUUCUUCUUAAAUCAAAUCAAAGUAAUGUAAAUCCUAAAGAUACAAAAUUAAAUAAUACAAAAGCAACUAUAUUAAAAGAAAACAAAUGGAAAGCUAAUCUCUUGCCAAAUAAUAUACCGAAAUAUUCACCAGCCUUUAAAAGGAAGUCAUUGCAGGUUUACACACCUUCUUCUCUGUCAAAAGAAUCUACUCCAGAAAGGAGAUUUAACGAGAAGAUUGAUGCAUUUAGUAAAGUUAUGACAUAUUCAGCUAAACCAAUGAGAACGUCUCUGGAUACAAGUUAUGAAAUGGAGAGAUCAUCUGCUACAUUACCAGCUAAAUCAAGCUUAUCAAAUAUGAACUCUGUAAAUAAAAAAGAAUACAAAGAUAUUAUGAACUAUGUAAAAGAUUAUAAAAACAUUGAGAUAAAACUUUGCACAGCGACUGAUGUUAUUGACAGUGAUAACGAUUCCGCCAUGAGUUCUACUCAAUCAAGCUAUAGAUCUUCAGCAUCAUCGCCAAUGCAUACAUUAGAUACAAUAGAAUCUGAUGGUCCACGCCUUUCACCAAGGAUAUCACAUUUUACUUCUUAUUCCCACAUGAAAGCUGAUAUUCCAACAAAAUCUUCUAUAAUAGAAAAGAAUUGUGAGGAAUAUAAAAAACGUCAUGUGUAUCGCUCGGUGUCAUCCGAUACUAAUGUUUCACUUAGCUCAUCAGCAGGGUCAGCAGCUACCUCCGGCUCUCAAGCAAGCUGCAGUUCCUUAGAAAGUUCUGUCGCUGACUCAGAUAAGAAAAAGGUUUCAAAAACAUAUAAUAUAGAUAGUAUUAAUAGAAGAAAUAUAUUAGCUUCUGCUAAGUGUAGAAGUGGCCGUGAUGCGAAGCUCAAGUCUCCUGUUGUUGAAACUAAGUUCUUGCACGAGUCGAACGACAGGUCUCCAAGUCCAACGGAUAAACCGUCUGAUCGUCUUUCUACGCUCACGUCAUCGGUGAGUGCCGUAUCUAAUAAAGGCGAAAACAGACGACGUACUAAAAUAAUUGCCGAAUCUGAUUCUGACAGCGAUUGUGACGUCAAUGUUCGGCAAAGAAAGACUGACUUUAAAAAUACGAGACUGAAGCGGAACUCUAGCUCUGCUAACAAAAUUAAAUCGAACGAAACUGAGGACGCACCUAAAUGUAUAUCUGAAAAAAUUAUAAAAGAAAUAAAAAAAGCAGGACUUGAUAAUUUCAGCAAUAAUACGACAACGAAGAUAUUAGACGGUAAUAAAGUUGAACCGAUGUUAACUGAAAGAAAAGUUAUUAACAAAGAAGAAAUCAUAAAAAAGAUCAUAUUACCUGAAAAGAAAGUAAAUAGCAAAGCUCCUGUUAUUUUAAACGACUCUAUUAUAAUAAAUGAAGAGAAGCUCUCUUUAAAUAUACAUAAAAUAGAUAUAUGUAAAGAUAUAGUUGAUUCCAUGAAAACCGAAGAAAUAGAAAUACCAACGCACACGAUUCGGCUAAAAAAGGGCGCUGGUACAGGCGUGGGUCUUAUUUUAGCCGGUGGUGUUGAUUGUGAAGCUAAAGACGUUACGGUACACCGUGUAUUGGCAGACAGUGUGGCUGAUAAGGCGGGAUUGAAACGAGGUGCAAAAGUGCGGAGUAUUAACGGCUGUACUAUGACAGGACUAACACACGCUCAAUCCGUUACUAUUCUGAAGGAGCAACGAUUAGAAGUAAUCAUUGAAAUAGAAAAUGACAUACAAGACAACGCAGGAGGAGUCGGAUGCGGCUCUGAAAAUGCGGAGUCGAAGGUCCGGCAAGAAGUAGACGCGACAGAGGAGAGGUCGAAGAAUGUGGUCACUGUGGUCCUGGACAAGGCCGGUGGAGGAGCCGGUCUUGGUUUCGGCCUCGACGGAGGCCGCGACUCACCACACGGUGACCGACCGCUCACUAUCAAGAAACUUUUUGCAGGAGGAGCAGCUGCUCAAAGUGGACGAGUAUUAGUUGGGGCAGAGCUGCUGUCUGCUGGAGGGCAGUCCAUGGAAGGAUUCACAAGGACCCAGGCCUGGGCUGCGUUGAAGGCACUCCCGGUUGGACCAGUCGCCCUGGUGCUGAGGAAUUCGAAACACUAGCUUCCCAUGGGAUUUUCCAAGAGCAAAACUUUAUCGUAACUUGACGUAGCAAUAUUCUUUUGUCAUCUCAUUGUUCUGCAAAUGCAUAUGUUGAAAAGACGCAUUUACAUAACGGGAUCAGAAGAUGCAUUUCCUAAGAAGUUAGAGAUUAAUGCAAUGUAUCAAUCCCUGACUUUACAUUGACUUGUAAACAUGUAAAUAUGCACACUCACAAUAUCGCGAAGUGUAGUUAAUACCUAUCUAUUACUUGAUUUUACACGUUUUCCCAAAACUGCAUACUGUACUCAUAUUGGGAAUGUUGAAUACUUUUGGCUAGUGAAAUCAGAACGCCCUGGGCCGAAUUAGUCCAGUGACAUGUGAGCACCUCUCCGAUUCGGCAGUGCUCGGCUUAACAAGAGUAAUUCGACUGCCAAUGUUUGUCGAAGAGUAAAAAUGCUGAUUGCUAACAACAUUCAAUUUAGGGAAGUGCUCGAGGGCUCCGACAAAUUUUAUUUAACUUACAUUGUCACUUCAUUAGACAGAGGGUACAUGUUGAAUUUGUACAUACAAAGUAUCAUCUUCUCCGUUAUAAGGUAAACUUAUUAGUGACACAAAGACUGCUCGUUUUGUUGCAAUUAUUUAUUUGUUAAAAUUUUUACUAGUCUCAACAGUAGCAAUAGCUUUUUUUAUCAAGUGUAGUUAUUAAUUAAACUCUUCCAAAUUUAUAUGAAGUAAUAAUUAUGAGUGCCAUCACUGCAAAAUUUCACCUAACCAUAAUCAAAUCAAGUUGAGUAUUUUAAUAACUUUGGAAAAUCAAAGAAAAGCACUAUUCAGAGUGUAGCUUAUGUAAAACUUUUAUGUUCUCACAUUUUCAAUAGUAACUUUAGAUAGAUAACAUUCCUCAGAUUAAGUGAUAAGGUGUAUAGAAAAUAUAUUUUUAUAAACUUAUUAAUAUAUUUUGUAUACUUACAAUUAUUAUUGAUGACAACAUGAAGAUGUUUGUAUGAGUUCGAUUUAAAUGAAUCAGAUAAUUGUAUUUAACUUGGACAUAUAUAGAUUAUUGGGAUUGUCAAUCAGGAGGUAUCGGACGAUAGUAAGGAUAGUUGUUUUUUACACUGCUACUUCUUCACAUUAGCGUUUGUUUAUCUUGUACCUAAGUCAAUGCUCAGACAGCCACAGAUCAAUUUGUCAAAAACUGUCAAAUUUCUCUAAAUAACUUUCAGCAAUAGCUUUAUAGUUAUCUUAUAUUAUGUAAGAUGCACAAUCUUUUGAAAAAAAAAAUACAGUUUAUGUUAACUUGAUGUGUAUAUUACUAAUAUUUUCCAUCCAGUUAUAAACAAUUGCGCUGGAUUUUAUUUUUCAUAAGGCCGCUUGCGCCGUAAUUCUUAAUUUAAGCCUAAUCAACUUAAGCACAUCCUUGUCAUCUAUUAAAAUAAAAAAAAGAUGAAAUUAAAAAUUAAAAAAAAGAUAGUUUUCUUGAUUUAAGAACUUUGGUACAAGUAAUUAAACAUUUCAUUUCAAUUUUUUAAUGUUUUUUUUACGAAGAAGGGAAACAGUGCAGAAAAAACGUUGAAAAAGGGAACGUUGAAAUAUUUUCUUUAGAUUUAAACAUCAAGCAGUUACAUGCUUUAAAAUAAUAGAAAUUAAAACUAUUUUUUUUUUGAAAAUUGACAAUUCCUAUAUUUAAUUGUUUCAUUCUUAUUAGAAAAAGAAAAUCUGAACCCAAAAAGACAACGUAAUAAAUGCGUUAAUAAGAUUACAUUGACUUGCCAUCAAAAACGCCUUAUUUAUAGUUUACCAUUAUUAAGUAAUAUUAAAAUUUUAAGUAAUUAUAAUAAGAAUUGAUAUUAAUUGUAAAUAUUUGUUUUCUGAUAAUUUAAUUUUUGUACUAAUUCUUGUCAUAGGAUAUAGUUUUGUGUAUACUAAACAACGAGAAUUUUCAUCGAACCAUUAUGAUCUAUUUAUAUAAUAAUUAUGAAAUUAUAUUCCUGUACCUAUUCCGAAAUGGAAUUAUAUUCUUUACAGUUAUUUAUUCUUGUUUUAUUACCUUCUUGCCCUUUUUUGGUAUGAACAAUAACAAGUAUUUCAAAAUUAAAGCCUGCCGGUAUUAAUAUCGGAUGCUUUAUUAUGAUAUUUCGUCAUACUUCUAUUGCGUCGUUAUUAUUGCAGCAUUGUGUAACUUCGUAGCCGUUCUCAUACCCAAUGUACUAACUUCAAAUAUCGCAAUAACGCGUUCGAAUUUAUCGACCGAUAGCAACGCGCCUAUGCGGGAGCACGGAGCGGACGCUUUGUGCUCCCGCUUAACGCUGCAUAUGCCCUUAGGAGGUUCCCCCCCAUAGGCACUUCCCGGCCCCAUAAACCGAUUAUUAUAAUGUUGCAACAUGGUGGUGACGCGCUAUGAAAAAAUAGCAUAAUUAUGUGCUAACACAGUUUACAAACAAAUUUACUUAAUCUGGCCAUAAAUAAUGUAAGAAUAGAAAACCGGAUAAGUGUGAGUCGAACUCGCCCACUGAGGGUACCGUACAUUCUUUUUUGAUCGUGGUCGCAGAUGACCUCUACAGCGUCACCGGGUUUGGCGACGGCGAGAUCCUAGAAGGACUUCAAGCCGAGAAUUGGCGAGUGCCUCUAGAAGUAUUCCAGGCGGAUGGUAUCUCCCCACGGGAGGAGUCUCCUCUCCGUCUGGAACCUCUAGACCACUCGAACCUGAGGGGGUCGGCUCAACU
This is a messenger RNA of Chilo suppressalis (striped riceborer), 7812 nucleotides long. Lineage: Eukaryota; Metazoa; Arthropoda; Insecta; Lepidoptera; Crambidae. The record is from the annotation of a GenBank genome assembly.